UCGAACCAAAACAAAGAUUCUCCAGCUAGUGAACGAGUUCAUCUAAACCGGCUGCUUUCUACCACAACUCCCCUCUUUUUUUCUUACAUGAAGCCAGGUGACUGUCCAGUGGAUGAAUCCAGCAGUCGGUCCAAACAUUAAAUUGGAAUGUGACGCAAAGAGAGGAGCUACAACAAUGGCAAAGAAAAGCACACCAUGGUCGGUCGAGGAAGUGACGACGUUCCUCCAUUACAUUGCUGAUGAUAAGAUCCAGCGGGAGCUCGAUGGGGCAACUCGCAAUAUUAAAGUAUUUCAGGAGGUCUCUACACUGAUGUCCACAAGCGGUUACUCAAGGACUGCCGUGCAGUGUAGGGAAAAACUGAAAAAGAUGAAGGGUGAAUAUCGCUUGGUAAAGGACAAUAACAACACGAGGGGUGCCAGUAGGAAAAACUGGAAGUGGUUUGACCUAAUGGACAGCAUUUACGGCCAUAGACCUUCUAGCGUUGGGAGGGAGGGAGGCCUGGACUCAGCAACAGCGUUACUGGAGUCUCUGCAUGAUGAUGACAUUGGGAAUAGCAAGAAGGAACCAACAACGUCCCGUGCAUCGACAUCCUCCAUAUCAACAGCACAAACUCCAGCUCGACCACAGACACAGACACCAACACGAGCACCAACGCCGAGUGCCAGCUCGACACCGCUAGGCAAGAGGAAACGAGGAGGAGAGGAACUGGCCCUGCUGGAACGGCAACUGGCCCAGCAGAAGGAACACCAGGAGCAGAAACUGGCCCAGCAGAAGGAACACCAGGAGCAGAACCUGGCCGAGCAGAGGGAAGACCGGGCCCUGCAGAAGGAAGACCGGGCCCUGCAGGCUCAGUACAUGAACCAGACCAUGGUGGAGGCGAGGGAGGCGAGGGUGUUGGAAGCAGCCUUGAGAAGGGAGGAGAUGGCUCACGCAGAGAGCUUUAAUGUAUCCUUCCUGCGCACUCUUUGCCAGGUGCUAGGGGGAACGGGCAGCCAACGUGCCCCGUCUCCUCCGCCUCUGUGAUCCAACAAAUAACCUCUGGCUGAGAUGAUAUUGUUUAUUUACAUUUGUACUUUCUUGUAUAUUUUUUAUCUUUAAAUGCAAUACAAUCAUUUUUUAUUUUUUUUUAU
Trematomus bernacchii (emerald rockcod) is the source of this 1131-nucleotide messenger RNA. Its product is annotated as trihelix transcription factor GTL1-like. The transcript has 4 exons. NCBI's taxonomy places the organism in Eukaryota, Metazoa, Chordata, Actinopteri, Perciformes, Nototheniidae. The record is from RefSeq and is a predicted model, not a curated record. Bases 113 to 1024 code for a protein of 303 amino acids.